AUGGCUGCCAAAACCCCUUCGGACCAUCAGGACAACAAGCUCAACGCUAGUGGACCUGGCAAGAUUAAAAAUACUUCCACUACGCAUAGUUCCACCAUCGGUGUUUCCACAGACGAUCCUGGCGAAGGCUCAGACGAUGAUGCCGACGAACACGCCACCGAUGCCCUAGAACUCGUCGGUGAGGGCGAGGACGAGGGCGGGUCGAAAAAGAAGAAGAGCAAGAAGAAGAAGAAGUCGAAGAGAAAGAAGAAGAAGACUCUGCCUGUACAAACUGAACCCCCAUCGGUCAUGAUCUCACAACUGUUUCCAAACGGCAACUACCCGAAAGGCGAAGAGGUCGAAUACAGGGAUGAGAACCGGUAUCGAACUACGGAUGAGGAAAAGCGAUACUUGGAUAACACCAAGAGCGACUUCCUCUCCGACUACCGCCAGGCUGCGGAGGCACACCGCCAAGUGCGACACUGGGCCCAGAAGAACAUCAAGCCUGGCCAAACGCUCACCGAGAUUGCCAAUGGUAUCGAGGACAGUGUCCGUCGUCUGGUGGGCCAUGAUGGCCUGUGUGAAGGCGACUCUCUGGUUGCUGGAAUGGGCUUCCCACUGGGCCUCAAUAUUGACGAGAUUGCUGCUCAUUUCAGCCCUAAUGCCGGCAAUAAAACUGUGCUUCAGCAGAGCAAUGUGCUAAAGGUUGAUAUCGGCAUCCACAUUAACGGUCGGAUCGUUGAUAGCGCCUUUACUAUGUCGUUCGAUCCAGUCUACGACAACCUGCUUGCAGCAGUCAAGGACGCAACAAACACUGGCUUGAGAGAAGCCGGGAUUGACGUCCGUCUCGGCGAGCUAGGUGGCUAUAUACAGGAGGCCAUGGAGAGCUAUGAAUGCGAGAUCAAUGGCACCGCCUAUCCCAUCAGGCCCAUCCGAGGCUUGAAUGGCCACAACAUCUUGCCGUACCGUAUUCAUGGCACCAAGAGCAUUCCUUCGGUCAGGACGGAUGACACGACCAAGAUGGAGGAAGGCGACGUCUUUGCCAUUGAAACAUUUGGCACCACUGGCACCGGCCGCGUUGUCGACCACGGCGAGGUCUCGCACUACUCCCUCUGCAGCGAUGCUCCCAAGGUAGACUUGCGUCUGUCUUCGGCCAAGUCGCUGCUGUACACCAUCCAGAAGAACUUUGGAACAAUCCCCUUUUGUCGACGUUACCUCGAUAGAAUCGGACAGGAGAAGUAUCUGCUCGGGCUCAACACUCUUGUGAAAACAGGUAUUGUUGAGGAUUACCCGCCUUUGGUCGACAAGAAGGGCUCAUACACAGCCCAGUUCGAGCAUACUAUCUUGCUCAGGCCCAACGUGAAAGAAAUAAUCAGCCGUGGAGACGACUACUAG
Messenger RNA from Thyridium curvatum, 1374 nucleotides. RefSeq lists its product as uncharacterized. Bases 1 to 1374 code for a protein of 457 amino acids. Lineage: Eukaryota; Fungi; Ascomycota; Sordariomycetes; Thyridiales; Thyridiaceae. The transcript is spliced from 4 exons. The record is from RefSeq and is a predicted model, not a curated record. Gene Ontology annotation, biological process: proteolysis. Gene Ontology annotation, molecular function: metalloaminopeptidase activity.